ACUUACACACGUUUAGACGUUUUUACAAAAUAUGCUGGCAGUUCGGUGAGGUCUGGGUUAGAAUAAAUAAGUAGUAUUUAUAUACUUUUUAUAACUACUUACUUAUUUGGUAGAAAUGGGUUUGAUUGAGUAAUUAAUCGGAAAAAUGGUGAGGAAACCGAGGAAAUCGUUCUGGCGCGUGACCAGGAAAACUUUAAAGCAUUUGGGGAUAUUGGGAUUCAGCAAAAAUGAAAACAUCCUCGGUAUCAACCCCAUUAUCGUUUCCACUACCUACAUACUUCUCACUUUGUUCCUCGCAUCUGUAUUAAGAAAAAUAGUAAAAUUAAUUUACGGAGACAGCGAAAAGUUCAGCAAACAGUUACUAUUAGAAUUUAUUGCCACUUUGGAAUUGUGUGCCUGUUGUUAUGAACUCAUUAUAAUUGCUGAUAACUGGGGUAUAUCAGCUUACGCAUUCUACCUAUUUUUGCUGACCGUUUGGUGGGGGUCGAACUGGGGAAGUGCAAGUGCAUGCCCAUACUCUCCUAUAGAAGAAGUUAUUGAAGGUAACCAAGAUAUCAAAACGGCCUUUUGGUUGAUUGGUGCACAAUUAGCAGGGGCCCUUCUAACAUUCAGAUACGUUCAAGUCCUUUGGUCACUAGAGUUAGUAGAAACCCACUUAGACAAAGCCUAUGAAGACUGCACCACAGAUCUGCAAGUAGACACGGGUCUUGGAACGAUAAUCGAAGCUGGAGCUACAUGUCUGUGUAGAAUCGUUUCGAGAAUUUUAAGCGAAUCCGACGCCAAACUGGGCAAUUAUUUCGACGCGUUUUUUGGGACCAUGAUGGUGGUUGCAGCAUUCAAUUUCUCCGGAGGAUACUUCAACCCAGCGUUGGCGACAUCUUUGAAGCUUGGUUGUGAUGGAAAUACCUUUGUGGAACAUGUGAUAGUCUACUGGUUUGGUGCCAUCGCCGGCGCCAUCCUAUCUAUUUUCCUAUAUAAAUCAGUGUUCAUCCAAAACAUAAUAGCUUCAGUGAAGCCAAAAACCGAAUAAGUAUAAUAUGAUGCAUUUAUCUCGAAUGUUGUUAAGUUAAUAAAUUGAAUGGUAAUGGAUGUGUGUUCAAGAUGUUUUAUACCACUGGAAGUGUUGAAUUCGAUAGUAAACAGUUAAUUUACAUAGAAUCUUAUAAACAAGAAAUCCUGACUGUUCACACACCUAUUACCCACUAAAAUGUGUUCAUAACCAUAACGCUCGAAACACACACUAAGAAUUUUGACCGUGCGAUGGUUAAAAGGCGCUAAAAAGCGGCUAGAGCCGCUUUUAGAAGUAUGUCCAAGGUGUUAUGUAACAGAGACCUAAAAUUGGCAUUGAGGAUCCGCCUACUUCGCUGCUACGUGUUCUCGGUCUUACUUUACGGUGUCGAGUCCUGGACUGUGAAAAAAAUUGAUCAAAAUCGCCUUGAGACUUUCGAAAUGUGGUGCUAUAGACGAAUUUUAAAAGUUUCCUGGGUGGAGAAGAUUCGAAACUCCACAAUACUAGAACGUCUCAGCAAAACUACUGAGAUCAUAAAAAGCAUCAAGCAGAGAAAGUUGGUAUUUCGGACAUGUAAUGAGAGGUCCCAAACAUAGGUUGCUACAAAAUAUCAUGCAAGGAAAAAUAGCAGGCAAACGCAGUCCAGGACGAAGAAGAACCUCAUGGUUGAAGAACUUGCGAGAUUGGUAUGGUGUUGAUACAAACAUGCUAUUUAGGGUGGCAGUGAAUAAAAUUAAGAUAGCUAUGAUGGUAACCAACGUUCUGAAAGGACAUGGUACAUGAAGAAGAAGAAGAAUAUAGUUAAAAUGUACAUAGUGGCUCGAGCAAUCAUAAGGAAUCGUUCUCCCUUCACCAAAGCGGUGAAGGGAGAAAGAUUCCAUAUGAUUGCCCGAGCCACUAUGUAGAUUUCAAACGGUCAAAAUUCUUGUUGUGUGAAACAAGCGUAACCUUUGAUGUUAUCGAAAUAAAUGCAAUGCAAAACGAAAUCUGUAACCAUCUUGUUAUUUAAUACAAAAUAAAAAUCUGUUUUCAA
This is a messenger RNA of Diabrotica virgifera virgifera (western corn rootworm), 2042 nucleotides long. Its product is annotated as aquaporin-11. The coding region runs from base 146 to 1030 and encodes 294 amino acids. Gene Ontology annotation, molecular function: channel activity. Gene Ontology annotation, cellular component: cytoplasm. Lineage: Eukaryota; Metazoa; Arthropoda; Insecta; Coleoptera; Chrysomelidae. The transcript has 5 exons. The record is from RefSeq and is a predicted model, not a curated record.